This is a messenger RNA of Loa loa (African eye worm), 153 nucleotides long. RefSeq lists its product as hypothetical. Bases 1 to 153 code for a protein of 50 amino acids. The transcript is spliced from 2 exons. Gene Ontology annotation, molecular function: chloride channel activity. The record is from RefSeq and is a predicted model, not a curated record. Lineage: Eukaryota; Metazoa; Nematoda; Chromadorea; Rhabditida; Onchocercidae.
AUGAAAGUAGCGGAAGAUCUUUUGAAUCCAUUUAAUGAAGAUGAUAAUAAUUUCGAAUGUAAUUUUCUAAUUGAAAAAAAUUUACCUGUUUCAUUAUGUAUCGUUAAUGAUGCAUCCAAUAAUGUGCCAAAAUUGGAAAAAGAUAAAUUUUAG